Plutella xylostella (diamondback moth) is the source of this 1318-nucleotide messenger RNA. Its product is annotated as regulation of nuclear pre-mRNA domain-containing protein 1B. The record is from RefSeq and is a predicted model, not a curated record. Gene Ontology annotation, molecular function: RNA polymerase II complex binding. Lineage: Eukaryota; Metazoa; Arthropoda; Insecta; Lepidoptera; Plutellidae. Gene Ontology annotation, biological process: mRNA 3'-end processing.
UCAUGGCGUUUCGUUUUGUAAACGUCAAAUGUUGAGAGUGGUAUUUGUUUCGGUGCUUUGUUUUUUGUGAAUUAUGGCAGGAUUCACGGAAAAUGCAUUGAUUCGGAAACUGCAAGAGUUAAAUUCUAGCCAACAAAGUAUCCAGACGUUGUCGUUGUGGCUCAUACACCACAGGAAGCAUCACGCUGCGGUGGUCAAAACUUGGCACAAGGAAUUGCUCAAAGCAAAAGACCACAAGCAGCUCACAUUUCUCUACCUCGCAAACGAUGUGAUCCAGAACAGCAAGAAAAAGGGUCCCGAGUACGGGCAGGAGUUCGGCAUCGUCCUCAAAGAUGCUCUCAAACACAUGGCCAAGACCGGCAUCAAUGCGAAGACCAAGCAUUCCCUUCACCGCAUACUGAACAUAUGGCAGGAGAGAGGCGUGUACGAUGCAGAGAAGAUACAGGAGCUUAAAGUAGCAGUUGAUCCUAACGAUGCCAUACCAGCACCGGAGAAGAAGCCAAGCAGCAACGGAACAAAACGUAAAUCCACAGACCAGGAGCCGGUCUCCGAGAAGAAGGCUAAGAAGGAAGACAGCAAGCCGCGCCAUGAGAGGAGGAAGAGCGAGACAAAGGUGGCGGCUGACGGACAUAUUGAGACACACACGCUGCUGAGCCCGAAGACUCCACCCGGUGACCCUCCAGAGCCUGAGGAGUUGAUUAAAGCACUUCAAGAAUUGGAGUCCAGUGCAUCGAGUGAUGAGGCCGUCCGAGAGAGGAUAGCCUCCUUGCCUCCAGAAGUAUCUGAAAUACAGCUGUUGUCCAAACUCCAAGACAAGGAGUCAGCCCUAAGCCUCUCCGCCGUAGUCAACUCAGCAGUGGAACUCCUAGCUGAAUACAACGUGCGUCUAGCGGAGGAGCUGGCGCGGCGGCGGCGCGCGGCCUCCAUGCUUAGAGACUUCGCACAGGCGCAGCGGGAGCUAGCGCGACAGGCUGAAGCGAGGCUUGAGGAAUACAACAUAAAGCUGCAAAAGAUCUACGCUGUGAAAACCGAAGUGAAAUCCCACAUCGAGAACCUCCCCGACGUGUCCCGCCUUCCCGACGUGAGCGGGGGGUUAGCGCCACUGCCCUCAGCCGGCGACCUGUUCUGUCUGCGGACCCCCUAGCCGACGCCCCGUCGGGGGGACACGACUAAGAGGAGGUGUCAUAGACAUAGGAAGAGGGAUAAGAAGAGUAGGUAACAGCGUGUGAUGGAUAUAGUGUAGGCUAUUAUGUAGGUGAGUUUUUGGAUUCUGUCUCUGUAACCGGCUGCAAAUAAGGAGGUUUUUGUUUAGAUACUG